UUGCUUCAAAAAGUUGGUAAAAGGGUGUACUCGAAUGAUAAAUUUAGAACAAGUCAGUGCUUCCCAGCCUGCAAACAUAGAAGUCUUGAAACGUUUUGGAUGGUCAAUAACCCGCGCCCUCAUAGACGAAGGGCAAAUCUUCGUGUAAUUAGACAUGGUCUCUGA
Molecule: messenger RNA, 165 nt
Organism: Mucor mucedo
Lineage: Eukaryota; Fungi; Mucoromycota; Mucoromycetes; Mucorales; Mucoraceae
Exons: 1
Source: RefSeq, a predicted model, not a curated record